CAACGCGCUGAAGAGGGAAAGAGAAAAGAGAUGUGGCCCGAGUUGUGCCGACUUUGCGAGCGGCCAGCGGCCGAAGGCGGCUAUCGAGGCGCCGAAUUAGAUUUGCAGGCGCUGGCCGAGUGGUGUUUGAAUUAUUUGGGCACAACUUUGGCCGACGAGGUCAAGGACGAAGACCUGUUUUGCUUCUUCUGCGUUUGGGAUGCGAGGUUUUUGCAAGAAACGAUGGUUGGCCCUGAAUCAGAUCUUAUUCCGUGCUGGUGGCCGGAUGAAAAAAUCAAGGACUCAAAGCUAAUGUCUUAUGAAAAUUUUAAAGUUGGAAAACUUCAGCAGUGCUGGGUGACCUUGCAAAAACUGCCCCUUUUCCAUGAAAGUGCAACAAGUGAAAUUAAUUUGGACAAACCAAAAUUCCAGUGCAUUUAUUGCAUUAAAUCUUUUCUAUGUAAAUCUAAAAAAAAUUUUCAUAUAAAAGUAAACCAUGGGACCAUUGCAAUUCGUUGCAAUUAUAAUGUAAACUGUUCUAAUUACUUUUUAAGUAUGGAGGAAAGAGAUUUGCACAUCAAAGAGUUUCAUCUCAAAUCAAAAGUGCCAGUUCUUCGAAACUGCAUUUACUGUGAAAGAAAAGACUUUACCAGAACUGCACUUUGGGUUCAUAUUAAAAGAAAUCACACUGAUGUUGCCCUCGUGUGUCCCAAGAGGUGUGCAAAAAAACAUUUCAAAUCAGAAAAUGAGCUGAAAAUCCAUUUGGAGACUCAUCACAAAAGCAUUGAAGAAAAGAAGAGGUUCAAAUGCUCAUCAUGUAACUACCGGGCUAUGGAGAGGGGUUAUCUUAAAUCUCAUGAGGUGAAAGUUCACCACAAGUUAGUUCCUUUAUCAUUUAAGUGCUUGGAGUGUCCAGCUACUUUUAUAAGCAAUGCAAGCUUAAGAAGUCACAAUUCCUAUUACCACAAAUAUCGGGACUGCAUUCAUUGUAAAAUGAGAAUUUCAUUUGGAUAUUUUAACCAACAUUGCUAUAUUGUCGGUUGCAGAGUUUGCAAAAUUAAAUUUAACUGCCGUGGAUUGCUAGACGAUCAUAAGUUGAAAGGAUGCCCUAAGCCAUCGUACAGUUGUGAAUAUUGUUUGAAGGCAUUUGAAAAAAAAAUAAAUAUGCAGUACCACUUAUUCCGUGAACACCUGCAGGUGCCGAACCCUAGAUUUAAAGAUUGCCAACACAAAUGCAAAAUAUGUUUCAGUUCUUUUAAAUUACCUGGAAGUCUGAAAAAACAUAUUUUUCAUAAGCAUUCUAUUGAUCGCAGAGUUCAAUGUUUUCAUUGCCAAAAAAUAUUUGCAAGAAAACGUGAGUUAACUUACCAUUUGGCUGAUAAACAUGAUUGCAUUGAAAAUAAAUUCAGCUGCCAAUUCUGUCUAAGAAAAUUUUUCACUGCCUAUCUAUUGAAACGUCACACACGCACACACGAUAAGAAAGCAAAAUGUUUUGUUUGCAAUAAAUAUAUGUUGCCAAAAAGCCUUACAAAUCAUUUCAUAAUUGUACAUAAAAUAAAACCACAAAAGUUGAAAAAUGUAUAAAAGCGUCAAAUUAACCAGUAUGAUUGUGUUUGCUUAUACUUCAAUGAUGAUCUUUUCAUAAAUUUUUUACAUUUUUCCUUUUUUUAUUUCCCGUUUUUUUUCUUGUUUGUAAAAUUGAUCAAAAUUGAUUUUUUUCCUUUGUAUGAUGAAAUUUUGUGCUGUUGGGUGUAAAUAUAAUAAAAAAGUAUUUGCAA
Messenger RNA from Neocloeon triangulifer, 1757 nucleotides. Its product is annotated as PR domain zinc finger protein 5-like. The transcript is spliced from 3 exons. The coding region runs from base 31 to 1563 and encodes 510 amino acids. Gene Ontology annotation, biological process: regulation of transcription by RNA polymerase II. Lineage: Eukaryota; Metazoa; Arthropoda; Insecta; Ephemeroptera; Baetidae. Gene Ontology annotation, cellular component: nucleus. The record is from RefSeq and is a predicted model, not a curated record. Gene Ontology annotation, molecular function: DNA-binding transcription factor activity, RNA polymerase II-specific; RNA polymerase II transcription regulatory region sequence-specific DNA binding.